CUUGAGAAUGGAGCUGAUAUUGAGACUCCAAGUGGUGAAUAUGGGAAUGCUCUUCAUACUGCUGCAUGUCAUAGCAAUGAAAACAUUUUGAAUAAGGUUCUUCAGAAAGGAGUGAAUGUAAAUCUACAGGGUAGUAGAUUUGGAACAGCUCUCCAAACUGCUGCAUUCUGGGGCUGUGAAGAUAUGGUCAUAUAUCUUUUGGAUUGUGGAGCUUAUAUAAAUGCUCAGGGUGGUGAAUAUACCAGUGCUCUCCAAGCUGCUGCUUUUAAUGGCUAC
This is a messenger RNA of Lentinula edodes (shiitake mushroom), 276 nucleotides long. Its product is annotated as ankyrin repeat-containing domain protein. Gene Ontology annotation, molecular function: protein binding. The record is from RefSeq and is a predicted model, not a curated record. The transcript is spliced from 2 exons. The annotation marks the transcript as partial. Lineage: Eukaryota; Fungi; Basidiomycota; Agaricomycetes; Agaricales; Omphalotaceae.